Mercenaria mercenaria is the source of this 2711-nucleotide messenger RNA. RefSeq names its product neuronal acetylcholine receptor subunit alpha-6-like. The record is from RefSeq and is a predicted model, not a curated record. Gene Ontology annotation, biological process: monoatomic ion transmembrane transport; signal transduction; regulation of membrane potential. Gene Ontology annotation, cellular component: neuron projection; synapse; membrane. The coding region runs from base 1 to 1782 and encodes 593 amino acids. NCBI's taxonomy places the organism in Eukaryota, Metazoa, Mollusca, Bivalvia, Venerida, Veneridae. Gene Ontology annotation, molecular function: extracellular ligand-gated monoatomic ion channel activity; neurotransmitter receptor activity; transmembrane signaling receptor activity. The transcript has 5 exons.
AUGAAAACAAGAGACUCCUUUAAGAAAUCCGGGGAUUCAACUCAAUACAAAUCUUGGAGAAAUAAGGUUCAACAAAUUAUAAAAUAUGCAAAGAAGUCAUACUAUAGAGAUGUUAUAAACAACAAUGAAAGAAAUCCAAAAAAGUUGUGGAAUCAUUUGAAAGAGUUAUCUGGAUUUAGAAGUCACCAUUCCUGUGAAACAGCCCUUACAUCUAUAGCUGAUAAAUGGAAAAAUGCAAUUAACAAUGGACAGCUAGUUGAUGAUACAACCUUAACUGUUGUUGGAAACAACAAACAAGAAAUCAGUUCUGAAUUACAGUCUGUACUCUCUAAAAUUGAGGACUGGUGCAAGCAUAAUUAUAUGACAGCUAAUGUACAAAAAACCAAAGCAAUGUUUAUCUCAUCAAGAGGAACUAAUAAAGAUACUUUGAACCCAUCGCCUCUUACAUUCAACAAUGAAACUGUCGAAUAUACAGAAUCAGAAAAACUGUUAGGUGUACAUGUCAGCAAAAACGCAAUGAAUUUGACAACAUGUGCAUUAGUACUGGCAAUAGUUCUGCACGACGGUCAAGGUCAAACUAUGGAGGAUACUCAAAAUAUUCUGACCACAAUACUGUCUGGAUAUAGCGCUGAUGUGAGACCGGCAAGCAACCAGUCGCUUCCCGUGCAAGUAAAUGUGACUAUGGAACUGGUAAAUAUCAAAGAAUUCGACGAGGUAUCGGAACAAAUAUCAGUCGUUAUUAUCAUGUACUUAACAUGGAUGGACAGCCGGCUUACAUGGGAUCCGCUUGAGUUCAAUGGUACAAGUAAUGUCAAUAUACCCGUUACUAAGAUCUGGAGGCCAAGUCUUAUCCUCAAAUCUCCUGUCGGUAAAAUAAUUCCUGUAGGAGUUGACCAGGACUGGGCAGUCGUGAGAUGCUUGUAUGAUGGAAGAAUAAUGUGGAAUCCAACAGAAACAACCACAUCCUCAUGCAAUAUCGAUGUCAGCUAUUUUCCAUUUGAUGAACAAUUUUGCACUUUAAUAUUCAUACCAUGGGGCUACCAAACACAUGAAAUUUUGCUCAAAAGUCAUGAAGAAAAGGUUCGUCAAACAUUCUACAGUGAAAACGGAGGAUGGACCCUUGUUGACUCACUUGUAAUAUCCGAGGAUGUUCUAGAAGGAUAUUUCUCUCAAUAUGCGGUAACAUUUCACCUUAAAAGGCGUUCAAUUUUCUUUUUGGUUAAUGCUGUGGUACCUGUGUUUUUCAUCAGUUGCCUGAACGUUCUUGUUUUCCUUCUUCCUGUGGAAUGCGGAGAACGUGUGUCAUACGCCAUUACUGUUUUUCUGGCGAUAGAUGUAUAUAUGACUAUCGUUGUUGAAAAUAUGCCGAAAAACUCUAAACACAUGGCUAUAAUUUGUUACCUGUUGUUGCUAAAUGUUGGACACAGCACUGUCAUAUGUUUUGAAACUAUAAUCUGCCUCGUUACUUACUACAGGGAAGGACAAGUCCCAAAUUUAAUGACAAGAAUAUUUUUCCGAAAACCUUGUGGCAUAUACAAAUGGCGGAAAAUACAUACAGAAGGGACAAAGGUCACGAACAAGGUGAAACCUACUGAUCACGAGGACAAAAAGGACCACAGUCUUGAGAAACUUGAUGUGGAUGCUCAUCAAGACGAAGAAAAGAAUUCGAAGAUAUCAUGGAGAGAUGUUAGUUACAAACUGGACAAAAUUUUCGGACUUGGAGCUGUAAUUUUUCUCAUUUCCUUUGUUGUCAUUUUCAUGAUUUUUGUUGCAUUUCAGUAGCGUUUGUAUAUAAUAUUAAUAACAUUUGGUGGCUCAUUCGGCAAGAUUAUUGCCUCAAUUUAAGCAGUUAAUGCUUGUGUAUAUACUGAUAUGCGGUUGUGAUCGUCCAUGCCAUGCUACAAAGUGGUCAUUCAAAUAUUGUAAAACUCUUCUGACGUAGAAACUUACACUUAUCUAAUGGAACUAUUGCAAACUUAAGUCUUGCAGGAAUUGGAAGGAAAGCAACAUGUGGUAAAUAUAUGCUGAAAGUACACUUUAAUGAAACCUAUGUUUUAAACGUGUUAAAUUUCCGAAAAUGAGGGCGAGGCCUUAGUAUGUAGCAUAACUCCCAACACGACCGCAGUUAUACAGUAAAGCUAUAUUUUAUUAAUUUGUUUGCGUAGAAUGAGAACUAUAUUCUAAAGCAUUUUUAUUGGCCGAAAUAUAUCUACGUAAAUGUUCACAACUAGGUAGCUGUAAUAAACUAAGUAGAGAUGAUCAGAAAUACUUGUAAACGUGCUUAUCAUCACAUUUUCACAUGAGUAUGGUAUAGAGUUAAUAUAACGCAAUUGUAUUUUGAAUUUGAAGCGUACUGCUUUAAUUGUGUAAGUGCAAUGAUACAGAUACACUGAUGAUAUCAAAUAAAAUUAUCACGGGAAUUCAGAUAAACUGUGCAUUGAACGACUGACAAGUAGUGAAAAAUUCAAGUUGCAUAUAUUUCAUAGUUGUAUACCAUUACGCAGCAAUAUAACAACUUAAUUUCUUGUUUUGAAAAUUUCCGGUGCAACGCUGUUAUAGCUUAAACACUACAACACUUCAAGUAAAGUUCUUGAACGUGAUAUGUUGUGCUUAAAACGUAUGUUACUUCUCCAAUACCUCUAUUAAGCAUAUGUCUUUUAAGCAAAUAUCUUACACAAAUUUUAUGACAACUGGCGAUUUUUUAUGCUUAG